Zingiber officinale is the source of this 1193-nucleotide messenger RNA. RefSeq names its product SOSS complex subunit B homolog. Gene Ontology annotation, molecular function: DNA binding. The record is from RefSeq and is a predicted model, not a curated record. Gene Ontology annotation, cellular component: SOSS complex. The transcript has 2 exons. Gene Ontology annotation, biological process: double-strand break repair via homologous recombination; response to ionizing radiation; mitotic cell cycle checkpoint signaling. Lineage: Eukaryota; Viridiplantae; Streptophyta; Magnoliopsida; Zingiberales; Zingiberaceae. Bases 441 to 1013 code for a protein of 190 amino acids.
GUGGUCAUCCGUGCAUACGCUGAUUAUUAUUAUAUUUGCUUUGGCUGCUGUUUAUAUAUGCUGUUAUUGCUUACUUACUGCUGUUGUUCACAUAUGCUGAUAUGCUUACUUAUGUUGAGAUAUACUCUCAUUGUAAAUGUUUAGACUUUGGUUUAUUCAUUGGAAAUUUGUAUAUACCUUACUUAUUACCUCUGUAGUAUGAGCAGUACUGUAGCAGAUUAGUACCAGUUCUGACCUACUAUACCUAGCCUAGGAUAUAGUUUCAGGUAUGAGAAUUUAUUUUGGUUCUAUUAUAGUAACUGCUAUUCUUCUUAUGAGGCUGUAUAUCAUUGACACUCUCUACUUACAUGUUAUGCUCAUGCACUAUCUCUUUCCUUACCCGCUGAGUUCUAAUACUCACCACCCCACAAAAUGGUUUUCUUUCGCCAGGUAACAGAUAGAUGAGUCAUGGAUGCUUGGAGAGAUGCCGGCUGUCAGUCCUAGUCUUUUUUCCGUGCGUCGUUUCUUCUUGUGUCGAAAACUUCUCCUUGCACCGUUUCUCCCGUGCGCCACCUUCUUCAUACUGCUGUCUUAACUAUUAUUACAUACACAUGACAAAGAUAAUACACUUGAAGGACAUAGUUCCUGCAGCAACUAACACUGUCAACGCACAAUUUAUACUGCUGGAGAAAGGCGGCAUUGCUCGGGAUGGGAAAGAGAUGACUUGCCCGGCAUUAGUAGCUGACGAGACCGCAUCAGUUCACUUCCAAAUGUGGGGAAGUGAGUGCGAGAUCUUUGAGCCCGGCGACAUCAUUCGCCUCGCUGAUGGAAUAUUCUCUUACCACAAGAACAAUCUGGUGCUCAGGGCUGGCAAGAGAGGCAAAGCUGAGAAGGUUGGAGAAUUCACCAUGCUGUUCGUGGAGACCCCAAACAUGAGCGAGAUCCGAUGGGCACGCGAUCCUAACAAUCCGAAGAAGUUUGUGCAGGAAGCUAUUGUCUCGCCACACUCGAGGAUCUUUGGACCCUCAAAAUAAUGCCCCUUUGGAUGUUCACGCUCAAGAAUUCAGAUUGUAUAUUUUGUGUUGUCUUCCAAAGUAGUGGUAAGAAUGGUGGUGGAUUAGAGAGCAAACCAGAAAUCUAUAGGCCUGAAAACAUUAUUUAACUUGCAGGGCGAAAAACGUCAAUAUUUUGAGUUCGGAUUCUCUAUACCUAAA